CCAAUUGUCUUUAAUCUGUACAAAAAGUAUAGCUAGGGGGACGCGUAGUCGACGAGGAGGUUCUACGUUUCUCGUGGAAGUCGAUAAUCGUCGCAACAAUUGUAGAUUCAGCAAUACAAUCUAUUGCAAGAACUGAUUGGUCGAGUGAAUACCAGCGAAGGAGGGGUUCGGGUAUUUCAUUGAGAAAAGAUAAGUAGGCGAGACUAGAUCUCGUCUUUUCAAAAGAUCUACAACAAUCAGAUCAAGAUGAGUCUAACUGAAGUGAUGGAGCCGCAGACUGUUAUGAAAAAAAGACAAACUUUGGUUCGCCGUGUUUCCGAUCUGUUCAAAGUUGUUCUGUUUUCAGAGGGGAAAUAUAGUGGACCACCGUCUUUAUUCCGCCACACCUCAAUGCAGAGAAUUCGUCACUGCUGUCAAAAUCUGAAUCUCUUUCCAUAUCUACUCUACUCGUUUGACAACUCCAAGUCUCACCCUCUCGCCAAAAAAGUUAACCUAGGCAUCACACACAUUCUGAAAAAAAUUGCUGCACGUUUUUUCCUCGUCUACGCGAGUUUCCGACAUGUCGUCCUCCGACAAAUUCGCUCGGAGGCACCAGUCAAAAUAAUUUCGGCCGAGCCAAGCAAGGCUGUAGAAACGACGCCAAAGUUCACCAGAUCUCGCAAAGAAAAGCCAAAGCAAAAUUCCUAUUUUCUUAUUUUGGCCAUUUACUUAGCACCUCUAGUCCUCGCUUUUCAACUAGUCGCUAUUUGUAGUUUACUCGUCUUCGAAAAUCACACACCAGGAUUUAUUUUCCUCUUCACUGCAUUAUUGUGCUUGGGCUACAUAUCUCUCAAAGUUAUGGUCAGUGAUACAGUGUCUCGCAGAGAAUUCAAGAACGAAAAAAGGAAAUUAGAAUAAUUAGUUGUAAGUUCAUCAUCAUCGUUUUUUUUCUUCUCAUUAUUUUGUUCGGAACUCGAAAAACUUGAGAUAUUAUUUCUGUCUAAUAAUAUCUAUUUUAAAAAAAAUAAAUUUCAUCAACGUUCUCUUGAGUAUUUUCAAUAAAAUGCAGACAGAAAUAUUUUCACUUUUUUCCAGUUUGCGACCUUUCAUCGCUAAGUUUAAAAUAAUUUUAAUUGCAUAACUCGCGACGGAUUCUGCAAGUGGUUUGUACACGGUUGGCUCUCGAUUAUCUUCCUAACUAAGUUAUUAGGUGCAGUGAUAGCGAUUCGUGAAAUAAAUUCGAGCAGCCUACCUUGUCAGAUUAACAACUUUGCCACACUUAAUAAGCAUAAUAAUGAUAAUAAUAAUGAC
Belonocnema kinseyi is the source of this 1290-nucleotide messenger RNA. RefSeq lists its product as uncharacterized. The record is from RefSeq and is a predicted model, not a curated record. The coding region runs from base 247 to 897 and encodes 216 amino acids. The transcript is spliced from 3 exons. Lineage: Eukaryota; Metazoa; Arthropoda; Insecta; Hymenoptera; Cynipidae.